This is a messenger RNA of Dromiciops gliroides (monito del monte), 720 nucleotides long. RefSeq names its product tumor necrosis factor receptor superfamily member 14-like. The transcript has 6 exons. Bases 1 to 720 code for a protein of 239 amino acids. Gene Ontology annotation, biological process: positive regulation of T cell migration; positive regulation of peptidyl-tyrosine phosphorylation; apoptotic process. Gene Ontology annotation, molecular function: transmembrane signaling receptor activity; protein binding. The record is from RefSeq and is a predicted model, not a curated record. Lineage: Eukaryota; Metazoa; Chordata; Mammalia; Microbiotheria; Microbiotheriidae. Gene Ontology annotation, cellular component: membrane; external side of plasma membrane.
AUGCAGCUGAGAGGGCAACAGCAGGGAACCCGAGCCAGUGAACUUCUCAGACCAUGGUAUCUCCAUUGCCCUCAUUACCUCUUUCUUUCUUUGCCCAAGAUGUUCAUCAUGUUCAUCAUUACUCAGCUCAUCCCCUUCAUGGAGGCACUGAAGUGUAUGGCCGGGGAGUCUGAGGUGGAUGGGCAGUGCUGCCCCACCUGCCCACCAGGUUUCAGGGUCCAUGAGCCGUGCCGUACAGUGAGAGGCAUCACGUGUGUGCCUUGUGAACCCGGGACAUACACAGCACAGCAGAGUGUCCUGAAGAAGUGUCUCCAGUGUAAAGUCUGUGACCCUGCACUUGGCUUUCUGACCAGAAAGGAAUGUUCAUCUACAUCCAAUACUGUGUGUAGCUGUUCUCCAGGCUAUUUCUGUGCCAGCAUGAAAGAUGAUGACUGUGAGAUGUGUAUUGCUCACAGAGACUGCAGCCUUGGCCAAUAUGUAAAGUCUAGAGGCACACAGAGAAAAAACACCAUCUGUGAAAGAUGCCCAGCAGGGACAUUUUCGCCCAGUAGGCCCCUUCACUACUGUCUGUCAUGGACGAACUGUCGUGCCCAGGGUUUAUCUGAAGAAAAACCAGGCACCGACACCACUGAUGCAUUGUGCUCACUGCAUAGUAAUUUUCAACCCAGAAUUAUCAUCAUUCUCAACAUGGUCAUCAUUUCUGUACUGGAAUUUGUAUAA